Lepidothrix coronata (blue-crowned manakin) is the source of this 2977-nucleotide messenger RNA. It is a transcript of the gene ETV4, whose product is annotated as ETS variant 4. Gene Ontology annotation, cellular component: nucleus. Gene Ontology annotation, biological process: regulation of transcription by RNA polymerase II; cell differentiation. The record is from RefSeq and is a predicted model, not a curated record. NCBI's taxonomy places the organism in Eukaryota, Metazoa, Chordata, Aves, Passeriformes, Pipridae. The transcript has 5 exons. The coding region runs from base 823 to 1443 and encodes 206 amino acids. Gene Ontology annotation, molecular function: sequence-specific DNA binding; DNA-binding transcription factor activity, RNA polymerase II-specific.
UUUAUGAUUGUAAUAAGACCCACUCUGUCAGCUCGGAGUACUCUUCCCUCAGCAUCAGCAAAAUAUCUGCUGAAAGCAAUGGCUGAACACAGGAGUGUGAGGGAAACAUAAGAUAAAUCUUCCCAAAGCUCCCAGUUACAGCUUCCUUUUCAGCUGGGGACAGAAAAUAGAUUUGAUUCAGAAAACACAAGAUACAGAAGACACAAAUUGCAGUGCUCAGGCAGCAAUACACACUACAGAGAGCAUGGAAAGACCUUCUGCUUGUUUUUAAACUCAGGCUAUUUUUUUCUUUUUGUUUUCUCAAUUGUUUGUGAGAAUGCCCAUCAUGAUGUGAAAAAGCCGGGGAGACUUGAGACAUCUGAAAUGACAUUUGUGAGACACUGUCUGCAGAAACAUUCAGAUGCUACUGCUCUGUUUAGAUUAUCACACGAAUGUAUGAAAAAUGUAAUGCCUUCUUACCUGGGAAUGGAUGUAGUUGUCUUAAACUAAGAUGAGGGAGAGGUGUUAUUCAAACUUAGCCUAUUGCCCAAGAUUCUGAAUGAAGAGUGGUGUCGAGGUGACAGGCUAACUAUCCCAGCUACUCUGAAGGAUGCUGUGUGAUAGUGCCACAAAAAACUACUGUAAUGCACGAUUGGAAAGAUGAUGCAGGUGAAGUUGUAGUUAUCCUACUGACACUAACCCUUUGGGAGGGCCCUAAGAGGAUGUUGGUCAGACAGCUGCACCCACCUAUCCACCUCUGGAGAGCAAGAUCUUUCUGCCACCUGUGUUUUUCAAACAAAUGAGUUUGUUAAUUGUUCUGUAGAUGUUCCUGACUGUGCUUCCAUGUAUGUAAAUGCUGAGAGUUAUCCAAGCCAUUCAAACACAGAAGACACAUUAGGCUGCAGCUACGACAAGCAGAUGAGGUCCUUUACUGAUGAUGUCUGUGUUGUUCCAGAAAAAUUUGAAGCAGGAGACAUCAAGCAGGAAGCUGGAGGGUACCGGGAAGGACCUCCCUACCAAAGACGGGGAUCUCUCCAGCUCUGGCAAUUCCUUGUGGCUCUGCUGGAUGACCCGACCAAUUCCCACUUCAUUGCCUGGACUGGUAGAGGGAUGGAGUUCAAGCUCAUUGAGCCAGAAGAGGUGGCCAGGCUGUGGGGGAUCCAAAAGAACCGUCCAGCCAUGAACUAUGACAAGCUGAGCCGAUCCCUUCGCUACUAUUAUGAAAAAGGCAUCAUGCAAAAGGUGGCCGGGGAGCGCUACGUGUACAAGUUUGUGUGUGAGCCUGAGGCCUUGUUCUCGCUGGCCUUCCCCGACAACCAGCGGCCAACGCUGAAGGCAGAGUUCGAGCGGCAGAUCAGUGAGGAGGACACAGUGCCUCUUUCCCACCUGGAUGAAAAUGCCACUUACCUGCCAGACUUUGGGAGCUUCCCUCCACAGCUCUACAGCAAAGGCUACACGUACUAGCCCUGGUGACAGCACAGUGCUGUGUACAUACGUUCUAUACAUGGUUGUGUACAGGAGAUAGCUGGUUAGUAUUCAAGUGGUAUCAGCAUUUUUUCAGGCCAGCACUAAGCUACGAACACCUGCGUUGGUCAGGACAAGUGUUCAGGUACACGUGUGGAUAACCACCUCUCAGCAGACAGGGCUCUUGUGUGCUUGUGAUAAGACCCCUCCUGUGUGUCAGGACAGCACAUGUUCUUAGCCAUGCAGACAUCUUCCAAGCAGUGGAGCUACAGCUUCAGCAGCACGUCGGGUAACUGGUGCCUCCAGCCGGAUCAAACACGCCUGGUGCAGUCCCUCUCAUUGGGGAGGGAGGGGAUGCUGUCCCACUGGGCUUUUUUUCACAUAUGAGAAUGCUACAAGGCUGCUGCUGACUCUAUUCCUCCAGUACAUGUACUGAACCUCUGUGUAACCUGCCCUCAGCUCUGACCACAGGGACUCACCUCUGAAAGGCCAGUCUUGCCUUCUCAGGAUGGCUGCAGGAUAGUGGUCACAGAUCUUAUGCCUCCCUGGGGGAAUACUUGUUUUGAAUGUGCAUGCUCCUGCCUGAUCACCUCCUUGCUCAUUCUAGGACUUUCAGGCACUCUGAGCAGGGUAGCUGGAAGCACUGGCCAGGAUUAGAGCAGUCCUGUAGAUGACACACCACCAUUUAGGGGAACUGGAGAGGUGCCUGAUUGCAUUGGUCUGGGACACAGGUCAAAGCCAAUGCCAUGUUCAGUUAGAGGGACUGGGGGAAGCAGCAAGGCCUGAGACACCAGCUCAGCACAGAGUUAUGGCUUUUCCAAACUGAACAACUUCUUCAACAAACAUCCUCAGGAUCUUUCAAGACCUGUCAGGCUCUUGAGUGUGCCCAUCCUGGGCUUGGCUAGCAAAAUCAUCUAAGGCAAGAAAAGAACCUGGUGGAGGUGUGAUAAAAACGCUGUACAAAGUAACCUAAACCAUACAUAGAUCUUAAUACUGGAAUUCAGUCUUAAACUCCACAAACCUUUGCAUGUUUGAGGGAAAUCCUGAUAUGUUGAAAAGGCAGCUCCCUCUGCAGCCCCAUGGAGGGACUGACAGGUUUUCCACAAUAGUGAACAUUUAUGAGUACCACAUCCUUAUUAAGAGAUGUCUUUAAUUAGCAGCUCCAACCACGUUCCCAGUUAGACAAGGAGCAGUACAGUGCACCUGUACAGAAAAAGCCUGUUUCCUACUGCUUCAUAAUGAUUUUUCAGCUGCUGAAUACACAGCAUUGCCAAUCCCACCAGCAUGGUAGCCUGUAGAGAAAAUUCUGCAUACUGACUGAAAGCCUGAUUUCUCCCAAUGACCUUCCCCUGCAUGGCUAAUGCCACCCUCCCAGCCUUGUCCCCGAGCAAGAGAGCCAUGAAAGGCAGCAUUCCCUGCCUGAGGAGAGGCCAGAUGCUCAGAGCAGCCUGUUCUAUGUUCUGUGCACUCCAGAGACUUGGUGUUCUGGCAGCUCCUGGCCCUCCUGCCGUGCCCUGUGCCCACCCAGCAUCCC